Triticum turgidum subsp. durum (durum wheat) is the source of this 723-nucleotide messenger RNA. The record is from the annotation of a GenBank genome assembly. Lineage: Eukaryota; Viridiplantae; Streptophyta; Magnoliopsida; Poales; Poaceae.
AUGAUGAGAGCUCCUCCUCGGCUACUGUCGCCUCCUUCCUCCGCCACGGCUCCUCACCUCCUCCUCUACGCUUCCUCCGCGGCCUGCCGCCUCCCUCCCUCCGCGGCCGCCGUCGCCCGCUCCGUCUCCGUCUCCACCACCACCGUCGUCGACGCCCCGGCCCCCGCCGCCGAGCCGGGCUCCUCCGACUCGGCCUCCGCCACGCCGCGACGCCGCCUCAUCCUCCUCCGCCACGGGGACAGCGCGGUUGGGGAACGCUUCACCAGAGAUCAUGACAGGCCACUGAGCAAAGCUGGAAGAGCUGAUGCAAUAAGCGUUUCUGAUAAAUUCCAUCAAAUGGGAUGGAUACCUGAGCUUAUCCUAUGCAGUGAUGCAACUCGUACAAAGGAAACUCUUCAGAUCAUGCAAGAGCAUGUUCAAGGAUUGUCUCAAGCACUUGUGCAUUUCAUCCCAAGUUUCUACUCGAUUGCUGCAAUGGAUGGUCAAACUGCCGAGCACUUGCAAAAGGCAAUUUGUGAAUAUUCAACUGAUGAGAUACUAACGGUGAUGUGCAUGGGACAUAAUAAAGGAUGGGAAGAAGCAGCCUCUAUGUUUUCUGGUGAUUCCGUGGUGCUCAAGACGUGUAAUGCUGCAUUGCUAGAAGCUGCUGGGAAAUCAUGGGUUGAGGCUUUUUCGCAGGCUGGCCUUGGGGGGUGGAAGCUUCAUGGCAUUGUAAAGCCAUAA